Messenger RNA from Aptenodytes forsteri (emperor penguin), 2391 nucleotides. RefSeq names its product G protein-coupled receptor kinase 6. Gene Ontology annotation, biological process: signal transduction; protein phosphorylation; regulation of signal transduction. The transcript is spliced from 18 exons. Gene Ontology annotation, molecular function: G protein-coupled receptor kinase activity; ATP binding. The record is from RefSeq and is a predicted model, not a curated record. NCBI's taxonomy places the organism in Eukaryota, Metazoa, Chordata, Aves, Sphenisciformes, Spheniscidae. Gene Ontology annotation, cellular component: plasma membrane; cytoplasm.
GGUGGCGGAAACCGGAAAGGCAAGAGUAAGAAAUGGCGCCAGAUGCUGCAGUUCCCCCACAUCAGCCUCUGCGAGGAUCUUCGACAAACCCUCGAGCGGGACUACCACAGCCUAUGUGAGAAGCAGCCCAUUGGGCACAUGCUCUUUCGGCAGUUCUGCGAGACACGACCUGAGCUGUCACGCUGCGUCAAGUUCCUGGAUGCCGUGGCAGGGUACGAAGUGGCUCCAGAUGAGAAGCGGAAGGAAUGUGGGCAGCACCUGAUUGAAAAGUACUUGAAGCCAAACAGUGAGGACCAUGUGCCUGAAGUCCCCUCGCAGCUGGUGGAUGGCUGUUGUGAGAGGCUGGAGCAGGAACCUUCCAAGGAGCUCUUCAAGGAAUCCACUAAGCUUAUCCACGACUACCUGAGUGUGGCUCCCUUUGCCGACUACCUCGACAGCUUGUACUUCAACCGCUUCCUGCAGUGGAAAUGGCUGGAACGGCAGCCAGUGACCAAAAACACUUUCCGCCAGUACCGUGUGCUGGGCAAGGGCGGUUUUGGGGAGGUUUGUGCCUGCCAAGUGCGUGCCACGGGGAAGAUGUACGCCUGCAAGAAGCUGGAGAAGAAACGGAUCAAAAAGCGGAAAGGAGAGGCCAUGGCCCUGAAUGAGAAACAGAUCCUGGAAAAAGUGAACAUGCUGACCCUCAUGAAUGGAGGGGACCUCAAGUUCCAUAUCUACCACAUGGGAGAGGCUGGCUUCGAGGAGCCCCGCGCAGCUUUCUAUGCUGCUGAGAUCUGCUGUGGCCUCGAGGACUUGCACCAGGAGAGGAUAGUGUACAGGGACCUGAAGCCAGAGAACAUAUUGUUGGAUGACCAUGGUCACAUCCGUAUCUCAGACCUGGGGCUAGCUGUGCACGUGCCGGAGGGCCAAACAAUCAAGGGCCGGGUGGGAACAGUUGGCUACAUGGCUCCGGAGGUGGUGAAGAAUGAGCGCUACACGUUCAGCCCAGACUGGUGGGCUCUGGGCUGCCUGGUGUACGAGAUGAUCGAGGGACAGUCCCCCUUCCAGCAGCGUAAGAAGAAGAUCAAGCGGGAGGAGGUGGAGCGGUUGGUGAAAGAAGUGCAGGAGGAGUACUCAGAGAAGUUCUCGCCUUGUGCCCGCUCCCUCUGCACUAUGCUCCUGUGCAAAGACCCUCUGGAGCGCCUGGGGUGCCGAGGAGCUGGGGCCAAGGAAGUGAAGGAGCAUCCUCUCUUCAAGCACCUCAACUUCAGGAGGCUGGAAGCAGGCAUGCUGGACCCCCCCUUCAAGCCAGAUCCCCAGGCCAUCUACUGCAAGGAUGUUCUGGACAUCGAGCAGUUCUCCACAGUGAAAGGGGUGGAGCUGGAGCCCACGGACAAUGACUUCUAUGAGAAGUUUGCUACCGGAAGCGUGCCCAUUCCUUGGCAGAAUGAGAUGAUCGAGACAGAGUGUUUUAAGGAGCUGAAUGUCUUUAGCACAGACGGCACGGUGCCCCCAGACCUGGACUGGAAAGGGCAGCCUUCUCCACAGCCCAAAAAAGGGUUACUCCAGCGCUUAUUCAGCAGACAGAGGACUGUUGUGGAAACUGCAGUGACAGCGAGGAAGAGCCCACCCGGCUGUAGAGCACAACUUGUUCUCCAGCCCCGGGACCCCCUUACCUCUCCAGGUGCCCAGCAGAACAACAGCCCAGCCUGAAGGACAAAGGUAGAGGCGGCCCCGCAAGGUGGAUUUGUUUACAGCUUUACACGUCUGUAUUUGAAGACUGUGAGGAUGGCUCCAGGGCUGGAAGCAGCACACGGCUCGGGCCAAGGCGCCUUUGGCCAUGGGCAAGCCCUCAUCCCCAAGACAGACCUGGAUGCUUCUGAAUCUGCCCUGGAGCCGCUGCACUACGAGGGUUACGGGGGCAGCCCCCCCGGCAUCGCCAUUCCCCACCGCCUCCGCCUCGAGCCCCACCAUCAUCACCCCCACCACAUCCCGCCCCCCCGGCCCUGGAGCUGCCGGCACGAGUCGGACCUGUCAAAGCCGCCCUGCUACGAGGAGGCACUGCUGAUGGCGGAGCCCCCCCCGCCAUACAGCGAGGUGCUGAUGGACACGCGGGGGCUCUACCGCAAAAUCAACGCCCCCUUCCUGAGCCACGAGCGGCUGGAGAAGCAGGAGCAGCCCCCCAGCUACAAACCCCUCUUCCUGGACGCCGGUUACGGUUCGGCGCUGCACCUGCCCCGCUCGGCCAGCCCGGGCCCUGCCUGCCCGGACCUCUACCUGCAGGCAGAGUGCUCCCCCCGCAUGUUUCCCAGCUGGACGGACUCGGAGCUCAGCAGCAGGGACACCUAUGAGCCGGGACCCUGGCACCUCCCGGUUUCCAUGCCCCUCUUUGGCAGGACUACCGCUGUCUAA